CAUGGGGACGGGGAUGCUGACGAAGGCUUGUGAAGCUGAGAAGACAAAUUGCCCUCAUCAUUAUCUCCGGGCUUGUCAAUCAAACAUAUUCCCUUAUUUACCUCGGCGAGGAGAGAGCCCCGGGAGCACACGGAGAGGGAGGGAGUGAGAGGAGAGCUGCUUGCCCCAAACUCCGCACUGGGGAGGGAGCAUUUCCAGCCCCUCGGGAUGGCCACCAUCACCUGCAAUCGCUUCACCGAGGAGUACCAGCUCUUUGAAGAACUGGGCAAAGGUGCUUUCUCCAUCGUCCGGAGAUGCGUGAAGGUGUUGGCAGGACAAGAGUAUGCGGCCAAGAUCAUCAACACCAAGAAGCUGUCUGCUCGAGAUCACCAGAAGCUGGAACGAGAAGCCCGGAUCUGCCGCCUCCUGAAGCACCCCAACAUUGUGAGGCUCCAUGACAGCAUCUCUGAAGAGGGCCACCACUACCUGAUAUUUGACCUGGUCACCGGUGGGGAGCUGUUUGAGGACAUUGUGGCCAGGGAGUACUACAGUGAAGCAGAUGCCAGUCACUGCAUCCAGCAGAUCCUGGAGGCUGUCCUGCACUGCCACCAGAUGGGGGUGGUCCAUCGGGAUCUGAAGCCUGAGAACCUGCUGCUGGCAUCCAAGUUGAAGGGUGCUGCGGUCAAGCUGGCUGACUUCGGCCUUGCCAUCGAGGUGGAGGGGGACCAGCAAGCAUGGUUUGGUUUCGCUGGCACCCCAGGAUACCUCUCUCCUGAGGUGCUCCGGAAGGAUCCCUAUGGCAAAGCCGUGGACCUGUGGGCUUGUGGUGUCAUCCUCUACAUCCUGCUAGUCGGCUACCCACCCUUUUGGGAUGAAGACCAGCACCGACUCUACCAGCAGAUCAAGGCUGGGGCUUAUGAUUUCCCCUCUCCUGAGUGGGACACAGUCACUCCUGAAGCAAAAGAUCUCAUCAACAAGAUGUUGACCAUAAACCCGUCCAAGCGCAUCACGGCAGCGGAGGCUCUGAAGCACCCCUGGAUAUCGCACCGUGCCACCGUGGCGUCAUGCAUGCACAGGCAGGAGACGGUGGACUGUCUGAAGAAGUUCAAUGCCCGGAGGAAGCUGAAGGGAGCCAUCCUCACCACCAUGCUGGCCACCAGGAACUUCUCCGGAGGCAAAAGCGGCGGCAACAAGAAGAAUGACGGCGUGAAGAAAAGAAAGUCCAGUUCCAGCGUUCAGUUAAUGGAAUCGUCGGAGAGCACCAACACCACCAUCGAGGAUGAAGACACCAAAGUACGGAAGCAAGAAAUCAUUAAAGUCACAGAGCAGCUGAUCGAAGCAAUAAGCAAUGGCGACUUUGAGUCCUACACGAAGAUGUGUGACCCUGGGAUGACUGCCUUCGAGCCUGAGGCUCUAGGCAACCUCGUGGAAGGCCUGGAUUUCCACCGAUUCUACUUUGAAAACCUGUGGUCCCGGAACAGCAAGCCUGUGCACACAACGAUCCUGAACCCCCACAUUCACCUGAUGGGAGACGAGUCUGCCUGCAUUGCCUAUAUCCGCAUCACGCAGUACGUGGACGCGGGAGGGAUCCCCCGCACCGCCCAGUCUGAGGAGACCCGCAUCUGGCACCGCCGCGAUGGCAAAUGGCAAAUCGUCCACUUCCACAGAUCUGGCGCGCCCUCCGUCCUACCGCAGUAAGCCUCUGAAGCGCGGUCCUGCCCGUGUCGGGUUUGUCACUGACUGACUACCAAGGGGAGACCCCCUCUGACAUCUUCACCUACGGGACUUUGGCUGUUGGCUCUGCUGCUUGGUUCCCGCUGGAAUAACCCCUCGCUUCUCACCGCACACACGCAACAGCCCUGCUGGCGCCACGCAAGCAUCCCAUCGAACCCCUGCACCAUGCCGGGGCCAUGGCGCUGGGCCCCCUUCCUCUGCAUGAACCAAGAAAAGAGAAACCAUGAACCUAAACCUGAGCAUCUGGCCAGUAAGAUGACGUGUGCCAGGGUAAAGGCCUUCCUCCUCGGCUGCAUGGAGUUGAUGGGAACCCCCACUACCCAGCACGCCUCCUGAGUCGGGCUCGGGCUCGGACUCGUCAUCUGCCUCCAUCCCCACCGCUGCUGGGAGCCCCCUGAGGAAGAGGAGGGCAGGGGCCAGUUUUGAGCCGCUCUGUGCUGCACCCUCCCUGUGUGCCAGUGGAUUUUGCUUUGCUGCUAUCAAGGUCCCCAUGUGACGCCGUGGCUCCCGCCUGCUCCCGACCCGGGCUUCCGCUUCCCAGCACCUCGGCUGGGGAACCAUGAUUUAAACCAUUUGCAAAGUCCAUUUUCCAUGUGCCCCUGGGUGAGGAGGGAAGUGUUUGGAUGGGUGAGUAAAGGCUAUCUGUUUAUUUUCCCUUCCCAGGAGCGUAGGCUGGCUCCUUCCCAGGAGAGCAAGUAGGUUUGCGCCCUGGCUCUGGGCAGCUGCCAUGCUGAGAGGGAUGCUCUCCCUCCUUCUUCCCUUCUCCCUUUGGAGCAGGGACUGGUGAAGCUGGGAGAAGAGAGGAGGAGAAAGACGACUGCUUCCCAGAACCGCAUCGGCACAGCCGGGAGCUGGGGCUCUCCCAGCCAUGCCAUGGCGGUAGCAUCACUCCCACACCCUCCUCCCCACCCGCCACCCAGCCUGGAUCCUUUACCCCAGCCCCCAGCCCCACUGAGCACUCACCCCUGCCCCUCGCAUGUGCCCCCUGGCACUCCCCUGCGCCUGACUCCUGGGCUGGGACGGGGACAGCCGAGCUGGCUGCCGGGUCGGGGCGCAAACCUCCAUUGCCCACACGACUCCUUCCAGCGACGACGAGGAAUGCAACUUUAGUAACAAAACUGCAGAAUCUGAUCGUGCUUCAAAGAAAACAAACAAGCCUUUAGCUGUCUUCUACUUUGAGCGCAUGCCUUUUUAUAGGAAAAGAAAACAACCUACUGUGUAUUUCGUAACUUGAUUUUGAGUAUUUGCUGAAAUGGAUCUUUAUGUAAUAACUAGAAACAUUCAACUGUUUAGGGCGGGAAGGGUCAGGGGAUUUUGGGGGGUUGCUGUUUUUUGUUGCGUUUACAUUUGGAGAGGGGUUGUGCCGCCACGAUGCCCCUACCAGGAGUCCCAUGGCUGCCAGCCCCCACCCCACGCUGCAGCGGCUCAUCCCAUCCCAUCCCACAGCACCGGGUGGGCAAAGGCACCCACCUCCAGCAGCACCCUCCUCCCCGGGGCACCUUCCUACACCCCAUGGGUCUUCCUGCAGGGCAAACCCAGGUGGUGGCUCUUGGGGAGCCACCAGGACGUGGCUUUCAGGACAGAAGACAUGGCCGGGAAGGGGAAUUUUGGUCUCACCUCUUUGUCGUCAGGUAGAGGUCCAAGGGCGGGUUUUUUUCCGGCCAUUCUGUUUCUUGUUCUCUUUUUUCUGACUGGAACCUCUUUGCUCAUUGACGUGAGACUCCUGCAGUGCUGCUGCCCCAGGGGACUUCCUAGCUCCACUCUCUUCAUCUGCAUGGCGUUUAACUUCCUAGACGGUGCGUGUGUUGAAAAACAAAGAAAUUAACAAAAAACUGCUUGUUUUGGACAUAAGAAAAAAAAAAAAAAAAGGAAAAAAAAAGGAAAUGUUUUCUCCAUGUAAAUUCUGAGUGUGUAUUUUGCCUUUUCUGUGGUUUUGAAUGCUUUGCUCUCUGUUGAGGCAGGGACAGCUGCUGUAUGAAACGCAGCUGCAUCCUUGCAAGACUGCAAAAAUAUUUUCCCACUGGAUGGAGGGGAAGAAAUCCGAACUGCUGGGGCAUGAACAGGCCCUAAGAGGUGUUUUGGUGUGUCCUGCUGCGCCGACGGUGCAAUGGUUGCUGGCAAUGUGUGUAGGAGACGCCUUUUUUUAGGCAAAUCACUCAGGUGCUCCAUGGGUGUAGUGGUGUGUCCCCGUGCCCUUGGUGGACCUGUGCUGUUUGACUGUGGAGCUGCAUUGGCUUGCAAGAGAUGCCCCCAAAGCAGGGUAAUCCAUGCAGGGAGAGGAUUAGCUUUUAAGGUAGAGUUUGGGUGUUUUUACAGAUCUGUUUUUCUUCCUGUAAUCUUUUAGUGCUGGGUUUGUUUGGGUUUUUUUUUCAUUUUUAAAGGAAGGACUCAGCUCUUUCACAGUUCUCUCUCUCCCUCUCCAGAGCUGGCCGUGAAGCCAGCCACAGUGAGUGUCUCACCCACCUCCUGAUGCCCAGGCUCUCCGGGCUCCAGGAGUAUUUUUGGCAAUCAGUAUGAAAUGGAUGAGGAUAGAGGAGGUCAUGGCAGGGCUCUGUGUGGGAGCUGUAGGGCAGAUGCCUUUUCAGCCUGGUUUUGGAGCUCCUGAUAUCUGUGGACCUCAGGUGGGCUGUGAGGGUGAAGCUGCUCCAGCAGCUGCUACUAGAGAAAGGAACUAGGACAGGGGUUGUGGUGAGGUUUGCCAGGGAUGAUGGAUGAGAUACUGGUGUAGAUACCAUCUCCUUUCACUGAGAGCCCACUUUGGGCAGUUGCUGCUAAGGAGGAAUGUCUUGGUUUCCAGGAAGGCUUUGAGGUGUCUUCUUGGAGGUAGUUUAUCCUCCUCGAGUUUUUCCUACGAUCAUCUCUCCAGGGACAGGUUCCUCUGGAGGCAGCUGGAUGUCCUUGCAACACCUAAAAUGCUCCCAAUCCUUUCCAAGGGAAGCAGAGUCUGGGGUUUCAACUCCUCCUAGUCUUCCAGUCAAGCUGAAGGCUGACCAAGGAAGACCCAACUUCCCAACCUGCCCAAGCUGGCAGCAUUAAGCACCUGCACUUUAGGGGUCUGUCCUGCCCGGUUUCUCUUCCCCACCUUGCCCUGCUUCUCCAGAGCAGGUUCCUGUAUCCCCAGAGCAUCUCUGAGCAAGCACUGAUAUACCACCACCCUUUCUUUCAGUAGCCAUGGUGAACAGCUUCUGUCUCUGUCUUCCUUCACAUUUUCUGAUUUCUCCUAAGCUUGCAGGAAAACUAAAAGCACCCGGUCAUCAACUGCCUCCAUCCUUCUUUGGCUCACAGAGCCAGGGAUGCUGCAGUUACAUCUGUACUUUUAAGUUGUUGGCACCAUCCCUGGCACAUGCUAACUGUCAUCACCCCAACAAUCCCACCAUGGUUCUGGGGAUGACAAGGUCCAGGGCAUGUUCCCAAUAAGCAAUAUGGACAAGGCCACCUUGUUGAGAUGGAGUUUACCACCUCGGACCUCCUGUCCCCAUCGGCCUCGAGACUGGAGAUCAGGCUGUGGCACAUUUCAUUCCCUAAUACAGGCAGAGCCCAAGUCACGUGGUCGCCUGGCCGUCUGGGUCAAACCACACUCAGAAAUCCUCCAAACUGAUCAUCUCUUCCACCUCUCACAGACCACAGGGGAUAUCCGAGUGGAAGCAAUUGCUGUGGUGGUCUAAGGGUCCCAGCUCCACAGGUGGGCUUGGAAGUCACCUGUUUUCCCUUCCUGGCUGCCAGGGUCCAGCUGCAACAUCAUCAUUUCUCAGGUCUUGCUGGUGUGUCCGCUCUGGAAGAAGAGGCCACACCUGGGCGUCUGCUCUUUGCUGCAGGAGUGGGCACUCUGCUCCUUACCCUGGCCAGGCACAGCCAGGAGAGCUAUCUUUCCCACCCACCCCAAGUAAAUGCCCCCUCUGCCAGGCACUGGACCCUUGUCUGACCCCAAACCUGCCUCCCCUCCAUAAGCUGAUGCCCUCAUGGAGCCCCAGAGGUUGCAGCAGGUACCAGCAGCCAUCUGGUCCCACUUUGAGCUCACGUUCUGCUCGGCAGCCCAUGGUGCGAUCACUGAGGAGGACCAGCAAACAACCGUGCCGUGUUUGAGAGGGCAGCCACAUCACAGCCCCGUGGACCAAGAGGUGUCUGUCAGCAGAAGAUCCCAUAACCAUCUCCUCUGAUCAUCCCAGGAGCCGGGCUGACCAUUCUUCCCCACCGCAGGACACAUCUCAUGGUGUGCACCACUCUCUUGAUGUAACAACCAUCCUCCUGCCAGCAGGAUAGAGACCUUACCAUUAUCCAUUUCGAAAGGUGCAGGUCCAAGCCCACCCAUACCAGACAGGAAAACCCAGAUGUGAACAGGCUGUGGAAACACCAGAGGAGGGGCUGGUGGCCCCUCCACCACCUGUCCUUGAAGGCCACCCACCGGCUCCCCAUCCCUUGGCUGAAUGUCCUUCCCGCCUGCAGGUCACUAGGGAGUGGGAGAGGAGGCCAUGGUGGGGGCUGUAGUGAGCGGCUUCUUCCUUCUUUGGGUUGUUGUCCCUUUUUUCUAACCGUUGCACAAUUUUAGGGCUUUUGUAACAUUUUUUGGACAAGCAGGGAUAAUAUGUUAACAGUGGUUUAAGAAAAAAACGAGAUAACUCUCUCAUAUAUUAUAUAUAUAAAAAAUUAUAUAUACUUACAAGAAAUCUCUAUGGAAAUAUUUAUUUAAGUUGAUUGCAAAAAAUAUAUUAUAAUUAAGAGCAUACCAAGCUUUGUCACAUAACAGAAAAUGAGGCCCCGGGGAGGGGAAGCUGCCUGUCCCCUCGUGUCUGUCAGUCUGUAUGGUUGCAGCUGAAGCCUUUCUCUUAUCUUUUUGUAAGUGCACUCAAACUGUUGAGCAGUGUGACCGUGUUGGAUUCAGUGGGAGCUUGACGGGGGCGGGGCGGGGGGGGGGGGAGGGAUUGGUUUUGUUUCCUUUUCCUUUGUUUUUUUGGAACCUGUGGCUGUGAACAGAAUGAUCACUGCUCAAAUCGGAUGCUCUAUUUGGGGAGGGCGGCGGGGGGACCGGGCGUGGGGUGGGUGCGGGAGGGAGGGCGAGUGUCAGUUUUAUUCUUGGUGUUCAAGUGCAAUAAAUAGCUACCAACUUCUGAGCAUGGAAA
Messenger RNA from Falco peregrinus (peregrine falcon), 6830 nucleotides. It is a transcript of the gene CAMK2A, whose product is annotated as calcium/calmodulin dependent protein kinase II alpha. Bases 208 to 1677 code for a protein of 489 amino acids. Gene Ontology annotation, molecular function: calcium/calmodulin-dependent protein kinase activity; calmodulin binding; ATP binding. The transcript is spliced from 19 exons. Gene Ontology annotation, cellular component: cytoplasm; neuron projection. NCBI's taxonomy places the organism in Eukaryota, Metazoa, Chordata, Aves, Falconiformes, Falconidae. Gene Ontology annotation, biological process: protein phosphorylation. The record is from RefSeq and is a predicted model, not a curated record.